CCCCGUCAACACCACCCCCAAGGGCGAGCACCAGCAGGGCCAGGCCGCCCCGCCGCAAAAGCCGGAGGGCAAGCAGCAGGCGACCUUCCUUACAAAACUCUACGCGUAAAUUUUCUCGUCCCCCCUCGUCGCGCCCGACCCCUCGUCCGCUGACCGCCCGUUCCGAAACAGGCUCCUCGAGCGUCCCGAAAACCACCACAUGAUCCGCUGGGAUCCCCAGGGAGAGCACAUCAUCGUCGAAAAGCCAGAGCAGCUCGCAAUCCACGUCCUUCCGAGCGUUUACCGUCAGUCGCGCUUCGCCAGCUUCUCCCGGCAACUCAACAUCUAUGGCUUCAUGCGCAAGGUCAACCUCCGCAACGUCGACCCCGCGAUCGACGACCCCGACGCCAGCACGUGGUCACACCCCACCCUCAACCGUCACUCGCCGCCCGACGUCGUCGCCAACUUCAAGCGCCGCGUCCCGCCGCGCAUACCCAAGUCCAAGAAGCGUGAGGCCGAAGUCCCGCCCAACUUGGCUCCCCGGUCCGCCGUCGGCCUUGCACCCAUGCCACCCUCGAUGGGCGGACCCUUGCCGUCGGCGAUGACCUCCUCUCCUUUUGUUCGUGGACGAGCUCGUGCAUUUACUACUCCUGGGUCGUUUACUCCGUUGAGUCAGGGAGGUGCCGUGGGUUGGGGGACCAGUUAUCCUCGAUCUUCUCUUCCGCCUCUGACCGUCCCCAACGACGGUGCUCCCAUGGGACACAGCGGCGUCUAUGGUCACGGUCAACAGGCUUACAGCCAUUCGUCGCACUCUGUCAGCCAGAUGUCUCCUACCGAUGAAAACCCGAACUCGUUCUACUCGAGCGGCCAGCGGGAGAUGAUGGUUCCCUCGUCGCAGUACUCGUACCACGACAAUCAGACGUGGGGUUUCCAGUCCAACCCAACCGGGCACUCGGGCAGUCUCUCGUCUCUGUUGAACCCCAGCUCGAGCAACGGCUACGCGUCCUCACGUCCUCCGAUCAACACCUACCCCUCCUUCAACACUCCGAGCCACCCCAGCCCGGUCUCGGACAGCCGACCGAACACCGGCUACUCUGUCUCGUCCAUCAACUCGAUGACGUACGAGGACAGCAAGGGCUCUUCGCACUUCUCGCACGACUACAACCGGCCGGGCUCGAGCCACCACGGAGGGCGGCCGUUGUCGCCCGCUGGGUCGCGCCCCGGGUCUUCGCAUCAACCGUACCCGCAGGACACGCUAAGCGUGCGCCGUGCGCGGCGGCACAGCCAAGCGAUGAGCCCGUACCCGAGCCCGUACGGCGGCCACGGGAGCGCGGACAACCGUCCGUCGACGUCUCCACACCCGCUGCACGGCGGCGACGCCGGGGGCGAGCACUCGCUCCCCCGCGUGCGCAGCAUGGCCUCGACCACGAGCGGCGGCGACUCGUACAGCUUCAAUCCGGCGCAAGGCGACUUUGCAUACUCGGCGGCGCCGAUGAACGGGAGCGUCGACUCGCUCGGAGGAGGAGGAUGGGAUUCCAGCCGGUCAGUGCGGCCAUCGACCUCUGCGUCGUCUUUGUCCGCCGCUUCACACACGUCGUCCUCGCAGGCGCACACGCCCCCCGCCGGAGACCACUACGCAGGGGAGACUGAUAUCCACCGAUGUUAGUCGCCGUUUUUCGUUUCGCCCGCCGCCUCUCCCUCCCUCCUCGUGCUCUGGUGUCUCUUUUUAUUCGCGCUGCUCACGCGUGCUGACUAGUCUUGAACUAGUAUCGCCCGACUUCGGCUACGUCCCCAUGAACGAGCACAUCCCGCACUAUACCAAGCCGCAGGAAAUCUAGACGGCGGCACGUAGACGGCCUGGGUCGACGUCGACGCGACACGAUACCCGCUGGUGGCUUUUCGCUCCUCGCGUUGUUUCCAUGAACUUUCUUCUACUGGGACGCUGUCUGUUUUUUUCCUUCGCCGCUCUUCGGACAGUCGUGUGGAGCCUGUCUAUGCCUGACUUCUGUGAUGAUCUCGACUUUGCCUGAUCGCAUACAACCGUGUAUCUCUUUUUACCCUCUCUGCCUGUGCGCCGUGUACCCAUAGAAUGUUUGCGCCGUCUGUACUGAAUACGAUACGGGAAA
This is a messenger RNA of Punctularia strigosozonata HHB-11173 SS5, 2105 nucleotides long. RefSeq lists its product as uncharacterized. Lineage: Eukaryota; Fungi; Basidiomycota; Agaricomycetes; Corticiales; Punctulariaceae. The transcript is spliced from 3 exons. The coding region runs from base 200 to 1645 and encodes 481 amino acids. Gene Ontology annotation, molecular function: sequence-specific DNA binding; DNA-binding transcription factor activity. The record is from RefSeq and is a predicted model, not a curated record. Gene Ontology annotation, biological process: regulation of DNA-templated transcription.